This is a messenger RNA of Dermatophagoides farinae (American house dust mite), 1122 nucleotides long. RefSeq lists its product as uncharacterized. Lineage: Eukaryota; Metazoa; Arthropoda; Arachnida; Sarcoptiformes; Pyroglyphidae. The record is from RefSeq and is a predicted model, not a curated record.
AAAAUGGGUACCGAAGGUACCGAAAAUAGCCAAUAACAUGUUGCUACAUUAAUAAAAUAUGUAGUAAGAAAAUAGAAUUCGAAGAAAAAAAACAAAUGUGGUGUGUGUAUACAAAUAAGAAUGUAUACUGUAGUGGCUAUACUAUUUUCUAUACUGCCCACCAUAUCUGAUUUGAUCCUUUUUUUCCCCACGAAUAUAUACUGUAUUUUCAUGUCAUGCAGUGAAAAGUGGAUAAAUGAACAUAGCAACAUGUGGUAGUAGCAUUGAUCAAUUAAGUUUGGCUACAUUUUUUUUUUUUUUUUUUGGUGAUAAGAGACGAGAUGAUAACGAACGAUUCAUUUCGCGACGGUUUUUUGACGGCAUAUUUUCGUUUUCUAUUUCACUUGAAACAUUCGUGCAUUUUGAUUUUUUUUCUUUUGUAAUCAUUUUCGAAAUUACGGAAAAAUCGGAUAAUUCUAGUCUGAAAUUUUUUUUUUUGGAUAUUUUUUUCAUUUCAUUGUGAAUCAUUCCGGUAUUUGUAAACAAUUUUUACCUUUGGUGAUAUUGAUUUCGAAAAUUCGAAUUAACGCAUUUCGUUUUUUUUUUGCCCAUUUCAAUUUGUGAUCGUCAAUUUUUCCAUUUAUUGUCAAAGAUUUUUUUUUUUUUUGAUAUUUUUAGUUUUACAAACAAUCAAUCAAAAUGGACAUGAAUGAAUCUGGCCGACGUUUUUCAUUGCGUAUUCGUGCUAAGAAAUUAAAACAUGAUAAAAAUGAACCAGCUAAACGAUCUCGUGUAGAUAAUUUCAAACAAAAAAAUGAAACUGACAAUCAACAAAAUGUUACUGGUGAUAAAAAUGAAAUAACUUCACAAGUUGGUCCAUUGAAACCUAAUGACGGUUUUGAUGAUGUAAUAUAUUUAUCCGAUAGUGAUACAUCUCAAGAUAAAGAAGAUUCAGAGUCAGCUGUGGAUCCUGAUCGAUCUGAAAAUGAUAAUGCAACAAAAGAAAAACAAGCGAAAACAAACGAUCAAAACGAUUCUGAAACGGAUGUUGAAUCUUCAGUAAUUUAUAUAUCCGAUGAUGAUGAUGAUGAUAAUCAUGAUUCUGAUGAUAAAUUUUCCGAUUGAUUUCAUUUCAUUUCAUUC